GGGAAAUACUCCCGACUCGACCGAGAGAGCGUUUGCCACUUUGAGAACGAGCGACGCGCGUUCCUGCGAGUUACCGCCGCAGCCGCUUUCGUCGUCGUCGUCGUCGUCGUCGUCGCCGUUGCUGCCGUCGUCGUCGUCGUCGUCGUCGCCGCCGCCGCCGUCGUCCUCGUCGUCGUCGUGAUCGUCGUCGUCGUUGUGCCCGUCACCGUGGUCGCGGUCGCUGUCACCGCGACAGCAUCUUCGUCGGUCCGCGGUGAAUCUUCGCGAAUCGUGCGUGUCGCGUACCUGGCCGCUCCUCGGUCACCGUCGCGGUCGUCGACGACGGUUCAACGUGGUCACACGUUGGUCGACGACGAACUCUGCCCGCGAGUCCGCGAUACCGCCGCCGAUACCCGAGUGUGCUCCGACAUUGUUCGACAGUGGGACUAGUAGUCCACCGGCUACGCAUCGCCUAGAAGAACUUGUGACUCCAUUCGAUCGAUCCUCGACGAGGGGCAGCCCGGUUGCUGCUCCUCGAGCGUAGCCGAGACAGACCUGCUCCGCGACGAGAACGUUGAACGGGUCCGUCCGAGAGAAUCCGGUGUCCGGUGGCACACCGCCGACUUAUUGUCAUGGACACGAUUGUCCGAGUGGUUGUGCACAGUGAAGUUGUUCGCCGCGCGUGCACGACGGUCCAACGUACUCCGUGAGACAACGGUAGUUCAAUACCCAGUGAUAGUGAGGCUCGCGAGACGACCCGAUUGCCGAUCCGGGAUCGACGUGGCCACGUUCUGCCCUCUUCGGCUGGGUUGCCACCAGCGUAGCCGACCCAAAGAGGUCCACUCGCGAGCUUAGUAUGCGUUGACCCGCGCCUCUUGGUCCCUCGUAUCCCGUGGUGUCCACGUGGCGGGCGUACACCUAGAUCCGGACCGAUCGAGAAACGGAACCAGAAACGCUACUCCGGACGGCUGGGAGUCAGCCGUGUCGGUACCGCAACACGAGCCAUCCACGAUUCUGCCAGCCGAAACCCGAGAAGCCGCUUCUUUUAGGAACCAAUCGCGAGGGCAUUUCGGACACCUCAUGGACCACGGAGCGAUGGAUAGUUCUUCCGACCACAGUAGCCGCGCCAGCCCUGUUACCGGCAGCCCGAAGCACCCUCACAGCCCGUCGGGCCAGAAUCCGCAACAGCUCCACGGUUCUCACAGCCAGCCACCGCCGUCGCAUCAGCAGCCUCAUCCCCGGGACCAGAUCCGCGAUCAACAAUCGCAGCAACAGCAACAGCACCGCGGCGUGCCCACACCGGGUUCGCCGACUCGCGGGUCACCACCGCAAGGACUUCCGUUGAGCCCGCCACCCCUGUCCGCCGGAGGAGCACCCGGCGCUCCGCCAGGUAUGGUGCCCCGUAUGCCGGGCCUGCCGCCACCGGGUCUAGGGCUGCUCGGGCAACUGGGCGGCAUGCUCAGCGGUCACCAUGGUUCGCCCCUCGAGCUGAUGGCCGCACAUCACGCGGUCCUGCCGCCCAGAUCCUACAACAGCCCGCCGCCGAUCAGCACCAGCGAUCCAACCGCGAACGAGUGCAAGCUGGUCGACUACCGCGGCCAGAAGGUUGCCGCGUUCAUCAUCGCCGGGGACACGAUGCUCUGCCUGCCUCAGGCCUUCGAGCUCUUCCUCAAGCAUCUCGUCGGCGGACUUCACACCGUCUACACGAAGCUCAAGAGGCUCGAUAUAGUGCCGUUGGUGUGCAACGUCGAGCAAGUCAGGAUCCUGCGGGGACUCGGCGCCAUCCAGCCCGGCGUUAACCGAUGCAAGCUACUCAGCUGCAAGGACUUCGACAUACUCUACAGGGAUUGCACCACAGCCAGCUCCAGGCCAGGAAGACCACCGAAGAGGGCAUCAGUGGGCCUGAGCUUAGCGGCCAGCCACCUGGCAGCGACGACCGGCCACCACCCCCAGCACUCGCUCAAGAAGCACAGAAUGGACAACGGGGACUACUAUGAGAACGGGCACUUAGACGUGCCGAGGAUGGAGAAGUCCCCGUUACUGGCGAACGGGUACAAUCACCCGCCCACCCACCUCAGUCACAUGCAGUUCAUGCAGCUCGGCGGCCACCCGGGCGCAGGACACACCGCCAUAUUGUCGCCGGCCAGUCUGCCGCACCACCUGCAGGCACAGGCUCAGGCGCGGGCCGAGCAGGGGUUGAAGGUGAACCCGAACAUGUCGAACAUGGAGGCUCUCGCGAGGUCCGGGACGGUUUGGGAAAACUGCCGAGCUGCCUACGAAGAUAUCGUGAAACAUCUCGAAAGGCUCCGCGAGGAGAGAGGGGACGCGGAGAGGGCGCUCGCAUUGGACCAGAAACCCAGGGAUCUGAGCUCGCACAAUGGUUCGUCGAACGGUCACAGUCCCGUGCUGAACCUGUCCAAGACGGCGGGAAGCGGAAGCGUGGGCGAGCACUCCGGAAGCGAGGCGGAGGCGUCGCACCGAUCGCAGGACGACGAGGAGGAGGACGAUAAUCUGUCCGAGGACCUCGACGACGACAACGAGAAGGACGAAGAUCUGUCGGACGUGCCGGAGAACCUGCCGCUCGCCGCGCCGGGCUCGGAAAGUCCCCAGGCCCUGAACUACUCUCAGAUCGCGUCCGCGGCGGUGGCCGUCUCUCAGGGAGGCCAGGAUCCCUCGGUCUCGAGUACGGAGACCCUGCUCAGGAAUAUCCAGGGCCUGCUCAAGGUCGCGGCCGACAACGCGAGGCAGCAGGAGAGGCAAAUCAACUACGAGAAAGCCGAGCUAAAGAUGGACGUGCUCCGAGAAAGGGAAGUGAAGGACAGCCUCGAGCGCCAGCUCCAGGACGAACAGAAGGUCCGAGUGUUGUACCAGAAACGGUUAAAGAAGGAGCGAAGAGCAAGGAAACGUCUGCAAGAGCAGCUGGACCUGGAGAUCAAGAGGCGCACGCAGCUCGAGGAGGCGUUGAAGGCGACGGGGGCAUCCACGGAGCAAGUCAGAGCGAUUACCGAAAACGUGACGGUGGAGGCGCGCACGAGUUCCGAGCCGCCGGAAGCCAGCCCGGUGCACUCGCAGUCGCAACAGCAACCGUCGCAGCAACAGUCCUCGCAGCAACCCCUCCAGCAGCAGCAGCAGGCCCAACAGUACAGGGAGGCGCAGGUGCCGCGCCCUUCGCAGCAACCCUCCACCCCCGAGAAACCGGCAUGGGGAUACGGUCUGGACCUGAUCGGCAGCCAAGCGUCCGCGUUCUGGCAGAACUACCAAGAGUCGCUGGUCCAGGAACUCGAGCUGGAGAGAAAAUCGCGGCAGCAUCAGGCGGCCGAGAGGGACCAGGUCAAGUCUCCUCUUCAAGGUGCGUCCAACUAAACCACCUUCAUCUAGACACGAGUCCCGAACGGGUUACUACAAGAACUCCGUUCUGUUCACGAGCGCGACCUAGAAGAGGCUGGAGGAGGGCAGAAGAGGGGCAGAGCGUCUGUCGAGCAGCCAAAACGAGUGACGACGGUCGAGGAUCGACGAGGAGGCCGGGCGGGGCGCGUUCCCCGGUGGAUCAGCGCGCGCGGACCCGUCGCGCAGGGGUUAAUCCCGAUUUCCGCGUGACUCGCGGCGCCGAGGACGAGCCGAGCGCCGAUGAUUCACCGCGACCGCGCCGUCGCCGCUCGAGAUAAGCGCGAGGAGAGGAGGCGCGCUCGAAGCGAUCGUUCUCGAGGAGCUGCCUCGAAGCGAGCUCGAACUGUCGGACUUUGUUCAACCCGGGGAGGGGUUUCCGCUCCCUCCCCGCGAGGGAAUCCGUGAUUUAAACGCGUGCGUGGCUUCGAUCUCCGUCCAGGAGGUCCCCGAUCGGCGGGGGAGAGUCCGCGACGCGUCGGGGGAUCCCAGGGGAGGAUCGAGCCGGUGGAUACACACAUAUCAACGAGGGCCGACGAUCCGGAGGACGCGUUCUCCGCGACCCGUUAAUCCGUACGCGAAUGUAUACCACAAAACCCAUGGGCCGAUGGUCGAGGCCCAUGGUCGAGCCGGCGUCCGCGCGAGUCUCGAAUCGGCGAACGAGCAACCGGACCGCGCGGCGCCGGCGCUGAGGAAGGACGACGGGAGAGGAACAUAUUUCUAAAGACUGCUUGGGAAGAGUGCGUGCGCGCGCGUGCAUGCGGUUCCUAGAGGUACCUAUUCCCCCAAUUAUCGAGAGCGAGUGAGAGAGAGAGAGAGGACGUGAGCAAGAAUGAGAGAGUGAGAGUGAGAGUGAGAGAAAGAGAGUAACUUUCAAUUAGGUAAUUGUGUUUUAAGCGAUCCCGCGCGACAGGACGAUCGCGCUCGGCCGCGCCGGUCUCCGAGUAUUAUUAUCGAUUAUCAUUAAAUAUUAUUUACCCGGUGCGAGCCGGUCGUCGGCGCACGCGUGUCCGGAAUCCGCGAACUCGCCGCCGGGAACGGAGGACGCGGCGGACGUUCUCGAUCGCUCGCGGACGGAUCGCGAGUGAUCCUCCGAACGUCGAGAGCCCGCCCGAGGUUCCCGCGGCGAGCCGCGCGACUCUUAAUCAUCCUGUAUCAUAUUCGAGCGAGAGGGGCGAGUGAAUGUGCGCGCGAACCGCCGACCGAGGAGGACGACGCGGGGGCAGGGGCGAAAGCGGGAGAGAAUGAGGAUUCGAGUGGGAGAAUCGGAUCCGCGGCGGAUCGGUAACAGUGAAUAUAGUCGUAGAAUGGUAGGAAAACAAUGCUUGUGCGAGACAAAACACGGGCGGGCGUACGGGGGGGGGCGAUGAUUGCGUCGAGUGGGCGCCGCCAGCGCGCGGAGUGUGGACAGCCGGGUGGAGAGGAUUCAGCCGGUUGCGUUUUAAAUCGUAAUACCUUAUUUAUAUAAAUAAACUUAGUUACUACCGUCGACAAGUAAGGCUAAAAAAAUGCAUAAUUUGCGUGUGUUCCGCGUUCUGCGUCGCGACCGGCCGCGCGCCCGGAACAUCCUCCCCGACGAUGACGGACGGGACGGGAUGACUUCCGUCCCGAGAAACGGCGUUCCCAAGGGAUCUCCCUCGGGGGACGGGGACGGGUGUUCCCGAGCGGCGCGGCCGGUCAACGUAUUUAAGAUCCAUGUACAAAGUCUCUUGCCCAGUAAGGAUUCUUGUGUUGUAAAGUUCACAUAAUCAUAGUGUCUAGAAUCGUACGUACCGGCCAAUGCCCGUUAAGACGAUGCUACACGUAGUGAAACGAGAAUUUAACCACCGAUAGCUCAUCUGUAUCUGCCAUCGCCGCUACCAAUCGAUCGAUCGGGGUCUCGCCGUUCCGCGCCCGCGGCCGAGGAUCGUCGUUUCCCCUCCGACGGGUGACGCGCGCGCGU
Molecule: messenger RNA, 5305 nt
Organism: Nomia melanderi (Alkali bee)
Lineage: Eukaryota; Metazoa; Arthropoda; Insecta; Hymenoptera; Halictidae
Gene: dac
Product: dachshund family transcription factor
Biological process (GO): regulation of transcription by RNA polymerase II
Cellular component (GO): nucleus; transcription regulator complex
Molecular function (GO): DNA-binding transcription factor activity, RNA polymerase II-specific; RNA polymerase II cis-regulatory region sequence-specific DNA binding
Source: RefSeq, a predicted model, not a curated record